CCAUAAGGCAGCGCGCACGCCUAUAAAUUCGCUGCGUUCGCUGAGGCGCUCAGUGCCCGCAAGGGGACUCCCUGGCCGCCAGUCCUUUUGGCGGCCUCUCAGCGCUUUGGCGCUCCUCCCUUUCCUCCCCUGAGCCCCAGUUGGCUGAUCUCCGCUAUUGGGCGGAAAACUAAGACUUUACUGCUGCCUUCCCUGAGUCAGAGUGACUCGGCAACCUCAUGGAUAAUAACAACCCCCCAAAAAAUAAUCCAAAAGGGGCCGAACUCUUCAUGGAAUGUGAAGAGGAAGAGCUGGAACCAUGGCAGAAAAAAGCAGAAGAAACUUCAGAUGAUGAUGAGCUAAUCUUCGUUAAAGAGAUAUCAAAUUCAAAAACUGCCAUUUCAAGUAAUUCUGAUGAAUUGCAGUCUCUAAGUUCUAUGUCUACCUUGCUUUUGUGUCCGCCUGACUCAAAAUCUACAGACAGCAUUGCAACUCAGGAUUAUACGGGGCACUUACAACAAACUCAUUUGGAUGAUUCUUCAGACUUACGAUCUGACCUGACCCAGGAUGCAGUACCAGAGUCCCCAAGCAUAUCAAAUAUUCUUCCAGAAGGUUGUGGUCAAACUUCACCUGAAUUAAAAGUCCCUUCUACUUCUAAAGAAAACAGUGUUAAUCCAGUACAACCAAAUACCAGUGAAAUUGUUUGUGAAGUAAAUCCCUCUGCUUCAGUGUCUUUAAUGGACCGUUCUUCAGAGGCACCCUCCCAGUCUACUGGAGGAACAGGAACUGCAGAUACCUCAUCAUCUCAAGAUAAAACUGGAAAAUCUGUACUAAAAGCUUGUCCAAAGUGCAAUUCUGAGUUCAGUCUUUUGGAGCCUUUGAAAUUCCACAUGAAGCAUUGUUGUCCAGACAUGGUGAAUAACUUCUUGGAACUUAAAGUAGAAUCUUCACAUACUGAAGACACCGCCGAGAUUGCUCCGGAGAAGGAGAAAUUAAUUAUGUUAGUUAGUGACUUUUAUUACGGAACACAUGAAGGAGAUACUGAGGCAGAACCAAAGACUUACACAACUUUUAAAUGUGUCACUUGCUGUAAAGUUCUUAAAAAUAAUAUUAGGUUCAUGAACCACAUGAAACACCACUUGGAACUUGACAAACAGAACAGUAAGAGUUGGGAAAGCCAUACCACCUGCCAGCACUGCUACCGAAAGUUUUCCACACCCUUCCAGCUGCAGUGCCACAUUGAGAAUACACACACCCGUCAGGAAGUUUCUACUACUUGCAAAAUCUGUGAAUUAUCAUUUGAAACAGAGCAUGUUCUUUUACAACAUAUGAAAGACACUCAUAAACCUGGUGAGAUGCCGUAUAUUUGCAAGGUUUGCCAGUUUAGAUCAUCAACAUUUUCUGAUGUAGAGACUCAUUUUAGAACAUCCCAUGAUAACACUAAAAACUUGUUGUGUCCAUUUUGCCUCAAAGUUAGUAAAAUGGCAACCCCCUAUGCGAAUCAUUACAUGAAGCAUCAGACUGUCCUUUGGGCUGAAAACCAUGAUGAAGCAGCGGGAGUUUCUGGGAGAAAGAACAGCCGUGCUUUGCCAAAAUCAGAAAAAAAAGGAAUUCAACAAUGCACAAAAUGCAGACUGCAGUUUUUGACCUGCAAGGAAAAAAUGGAUCACAAGAUAGAGCAUCGUACAUUUAUAAAGCCUAGAGAACUAGAAGGAUUGCCUCCUGGAGCAAAAAUUACGAUUCGAGCUUCAUUUGAACAUCUUCCGUCAAGAGAAGCAAGUACAUCUUCAAGUCCUCAAAGUGCUUCUGUUGAGGUUUCACCUCCACAGUCUAAAAAUUCAAGUGCUGAAAGUCUUUCAAAUGCUAAUUCAAGUAAAUCUAAGACGAGUGCAGCUUCACCCACUGCAAAUAAACCUAGUACAAGUAAGCCAGGAGUAGGUACAGCUAAAGACAGAAAGAAAUCCAGUUACAAGCAUAAGACUCGCCGCAACAGAAAAAAUGCAAUCAGCAUAGCUUUGAAGAACUUAAGGUAUCCUCAGGGGAUACACAAGUGCAUUGAGUGUCGUUCCCAAAUAAAAGACUUCGUAAGCCACUUUUGUAUAUAUAGCCGCUGUACUCUUUGCAAGUACAACACUAACUGCCAAAAAGCCUUUAUAAAUCAUAUGACGAGCAGUCAUGCCAGCUAUCCAAGUAAACAGUUACGUACUCUUAAGAAGCAUUCUGGAGCUUCCAGGGGCAUUACUCUAGUGUGCCUUAAAUGUGAUUUCCUAACUAAUUCUUCCAGCUUAGAUCAAAUGGCUAAACACUUAAAUCGGCGUAGAACUCAUACUUGCCAAGUUAUAAUAGAGAAUGUUACAGAAAGUACCUCAACUUCUGAACCCACUUCUCAAUGCAGAAGCAACACAGAAAUUUCAAAAAAUGUCCAGGGUACUCCUGGACAGUGUCCCCCUUCAAUGGACACACCUGAUGCCUGUUCUCUCUUUCCACGGAAUGUGAAUUAUUUGACUGUGAGACCUCUAGUUCGUGGCCUUAAGAAAGUCCGCAAGGAGAGUCCCUUGCUACCUGACUGGCCUCCCAUAAGGCUGAUGCUGAUUUGGCCAGAGAUGACCUCAGAGCCCACCAAAUUGAGCACAACUUCCCACUGAGGGUUUUGACACUUGAUCUUAAGCAUGAGAGUUGAUUCUAACCAAGACAAGACCAUGAAAUCAGUCUUUCAACACCCAAGUUAAAGUUCAAUCAUUUUGGCUGCUGCCCUUUAAUAAUCUAGCAUGCAUGCAGUCUAAGGAAUAUAAAAAUUUUGGUCCUAUAAGGAAGCAAGAUUGCUUUCUUAUUCUCAGAAAACCAAAGUUUAUAAAUUUACUUUGCCAACAUAAGUUAUUAUUGCAUUUAAAGUUUUAUUCAGUAUUAAUGCUAAGAAUUUUCAGCAAUACUAAUAUUCAGAUUUGUAAUUUUUGCAACUUUAAUUUUGGUAGCUUUGUUUUGUGUCAUUCAUCAAAUUUAUUGAUGUUCAUUUCGUUAUGUCUCCUUUGUACUUUUCUUUUUAUGCCUUUUGUUUGUUUUGUUUCUGUUAAGAACUCCAAGACAUUUCAUAAAAUUCUCUGCAAAUUUCAUGUAGUUAAUACAUGUAGCUUCUUAAUUUGAUACCUGUUCAGACCGUUUGAUAUUAUAACAUGCUCUAUCUUGGGACUAUCAUUUCUAUUUUAGGGAUUAUGAAUUCAAAAGACAAAGAAUUGGUAAAAUCUUAUUUCAGACUUUAAAACAAGUUUUAAAGUUACAAAUAUCUAAUACGUAAUAUCUUAGCCAUUAAUUCUUUUGGAUAAAGAUAAUAUAUUCAAAAGUAUUGGGACCAAAAAAUGCACUUGUUUCUUGCCUAUAUAUAUAUAUGUGUAUUUUUUAAUUUGGUAUUUAUUUUGGCUACAUUGAAUAUAGAUUUGCUGAACAGUUUUGAUGUUA
Molecule: messenger RNA, 3432 nt
Organism: Oryctolagus cuniculus (rabbit)
Lineage: Eukaryota; Metazoa; Chordata; Mammalia; Lagomorpha; Leporidae
Source: RefSeq, a predicted model, not a curated record